ACGGAAUUCCCCGAGCUGUUCAAGGAAGGUUUAGGAAGAUGCACGAAGGUUGAGGUCACCCUUCCGAUCAAAGAUGGUGUUGUGGCCACGCAUCUCCCGGCGGGACCCAUCGCGAUUCCGCUCCAGGAAGCGGUAGAGAAAGAGUUGAAGCGUCUGGUCGACAAUGGCACGCUGUCUCCGGUGGAAGUCUCGGAGUGGGCAACGCCAAUCGUGGUGGUACGCAAGCCGAACAAUCAAAUUCGAAUGUGUGCCGAUUUUUCGACGGGGCUCAAUGCAGCUCUGAAAGAGGUCGAUUACCCGAUUCCGACCAUGGAGGUCAUCAUGACAAAGUUCACCGGAAACAGGCGGUUGACACAGCUGGAUCUUUCGGACGCAUAUCUGCAAUUAUCAUUGGAUCCAGAGAGUCGACCGCUAACGACGAUCAACACGCAUAGAGGGUUGUUCCAGUAUAACCGUAUGGUGUUUGGUUUGAAGACGGCGCCGGCCAUUUUCCAGCGCACAAUGGAGCAAGCUCUGGCUGGGAUCGAUGGAGUUUUGGUAUACCUCGACGAUAUCCUGGUGAUGGCUCCGAAUCAAGAAUCACAUGAUAGACGACUCCGGGGAGUUCUCGCCCGUUUACAGAGCUGGGGGUUUCGUCUGCGUUUCGCAAAGUGCUCCUUUGAUGUCGGCUGCGUAAAGUAUCUCGGCUUGAUUGUUGACGGGAAAGGAAUUCGUGCAGAUCCCUCUCGAGUUGAGGCGAUCAGGCAGCUGCGCGAACCUUCGAAUGCUGCAGAGGUUCGUUCUUUUUUGGGUCUCGUGAACUAUUAUGGAAAAUUCAUCGAUCAGCUGCACCGGCACAAACCUGCUCUGGAGUCUCUUCUCCGCAAAGAUGUACCUUUCGUUUGGUCAAAAGAGGCGGCGAAGGCGUUCGAAGCCAUCCGCGAGCUCUUAUCAGGACCGUUGCUUCUUGCUCACUACGAUCCGCAACAGACCUUGGUAGUCGCCGCGGAUGCGUGCGAGACAGGCAUCGGGGGAGUUCUGCUCUUGAGGUACCCCGACGGCUCGGAAAAGGCGGUAUUUCACUUGUCAAAGGCUUUGACUCCGGCGCAGCGAAACUAUUCUCAGAUCGAGAAGGAGGCUUUGGCCCUCAUCACAACG
Messenger RNA from Galendromus occidentalis (western predatory mite), 1137 nucleotides. RefSeq lists its product as uncharacterized. The record is from RefSeq and is a predicted model, not a curated record. NCBI's taxonomy places the organism in Eukaryota, Metazoa, Arthropoda, Arachnida, Mesostigmata, Phytoseiidae. The transcript has a single exon. The annotation marks the transcript as partial.